This is a messenger RNA of Magallana angulata, 723 nucleotides long. RefSeq names its product multiple epidermal growth factor-like domains protein 10. The transcript has 6 exons. The coding region runs from base 1 to 723 and encodes 240 amino acids. Gene Ontology annotation, molecular function: scavenger receptor activity. NCBI's taxonomy places the organism in Eukaryota, Metazoa, Mollusca, Bivalvia, Ostreida, Ostreidae. The record is from RefSeq and is a predicted model, not a curated record.
AUGGGCAUUCAGUGCGUGUUUCUGGAAAUCCUGUUACAAUUACUUCUGAUAGUAACUGCAAUUUCAGCCUGUGCUCCCGGAUGGUAUGGAGACGACUGCAAAUAUGUCUGCCCCAAGAACUGCCUCGACAAAGUAUGUGACGUCAAAGACGGCAGAUGUAACAACUGUUCAGUCGGAUGGAUGGGUAGUGACUGUGAAUCGUCCUGUCAAAAAGGAAGCUAUGGAAAAGAUUGCGCCUUCGUAUGUAAAGGCUAUUGUAAAGAUGGCUGCAACAAGGUAAACGGAACAUGCGAUGAUGGAUGUGAUCCUGGAUGGUACACUGAUGGCUGCAAUAAAGAGUGCCCUAGUCCAUCAUAUGGAGCGGAAUGUAAAUUUACUUGCGGCCAUUGCCGGGAUGGAGUUCGUUGUAACCACGUGACUGGACAGUGUAGGACUGGCUGUGAACCAGGAUACAUUGGACAAAAUUGUAACAAUGUUUGCCCAGACGGCCACUACGGCAACAAAUGUGAAAAGACAUGUGGAAAAGAUGCCAAGUGUAAUCAUGUGACUGGCGAAUGCUGUGGCAUUACGGAACUUCGCAAGCUUUUGAAAGAAAAAGAGGAGAUGUUAUACAAGGAACACGUUUAUAGGACCAUACUCAUUGUCGCUCUAGCUGCGUUUAUGUCCCUGAGCUGUGCUCUGUUUUUGUAUAUAGUUCGCAAGUUCCGAAUUUGUAAUUGUUAA